AACGCAACUUCCAACAAAUCGGCGUGGAUCAUGCAAUUAAUCCACACCGAGUAUGAACGGCCGUGCUUUGAUGGCUGCCCUCGACAAGCAGUUAUCUUGGCCAUAGGAUUCCCACAACUUGGGUAGCCUCGGCACGGCCGUCAUGAUGUGGGAGGGAGAACGACAUGAUAUCACUCGAGCUUCUCGACAAUCUUGGGGUCGGGGGUUGUUGAUAGUUCCACAAACUUCAACACCGAACAUAUCGCCCCAACCCAAGAACCUCGAAUUCGCAUUGGCGGCCUUGUCGUUGGGCUUCCAUGUCCAGCUGCCGUGCGAAGCCCGCGACAAGGCAGUCGUUCUCCCUCCUUACCUGCAACACUCGCGCACAUUUGAUCUCCGCACUGAAUACCAGAGAUGGCAGGCACACCGCAUUUGCCGAAUCUUCACAUCACGGGCAUUUGCCCGUACCAAGCGUUCCGAUCAAGGUUCCGAGCCUUCAUCGGGCUGGGUGGGACCCUGCUCGAUGCAAAGUCGUGCGAAGAGGUAUGCCUAUUGACAACCAUGCCAAGCUCCACCGCUAACACCACAGCAGCUGCAUCGUGAGUCUGUCCUAGGAGGAGGCCUGCCACCGCAGGAUACGCUGCUUCGCGCAACUACACAUCCAACACUGGUCAGUCUUUCGGUGUCCAGAAGCCCUCUUCGUACAACGGCAGCUCUCCGUAUACCUCUGGCGUGGGCUACGCCAAUGCCUACAGUAACGCCUCAUACAUCUCGUGUCAUCGACUUAAACAGCGCC
Alternaria alternata is the source of this 775-nucleotide messenger RNA. RefSeq lists its product as hypothetical. Bases 143 to 535 code for a protein of 130 amino acids. The record is from RefSeq and is a predicted model, not a curated record. The transcript is spliced from 3 exons. NCBI's taxonomy places the organism in Eukaryota, Fungi, Ascomycota, Dothideomycetes, Pleosporales, Pleosporaceae.